Messenger RNA from Thermothielavioides terrestris NRRL 8126, 620 nucleotides. RefSeq lists its product as uncharacterized. The transcript is spliced from 2 exons. The coding region runs from base 326 to 532 and encodes 68 amino acids. NCBI's taxonomy places the organism in Eukaryota, Fungi, Ascomycota, Sordariomycetes, Sordariales, Chaetomiaceae. The record is from RefSeq and is a predicted model, not a curated record.
CUACCUACACAAUGGAGGGGAGGAGAUACCUCCGUGGCAAACGUGUUGUACCCGAUGUCAAGCCCGGUGCUCGAACAGGCGAGCCCUGUCUUGUCUUUGUUCUGACCCCUUUCCCCGCCCGCAGCGGAACGGGGUGUUGUUCAAGAACUUCACCUAGGCGGGUGUCCACAACACAAUUUCCUUCAGUCACAUUGAGCACCGGGUCCAACUAGUCGCCCGACAAUGAACGCCUGUUGUCGAUUUCUCUUCCCCUCGGCUUAUUCCCCCCCACUCCCAAGACACGAGCUACUCUCAGUAGGGGCAGGCUAACGUGGAUAGUGCCAGCAUGCCAGCACUUUCCCACCGCCUUUUCCCUCCUUCUUCCCAAACACGGCCUAAUACUCUGAGUAGGAGCAAUCCUUUACGCCACCCCAAACAGCGGCAGAAGAAUGCAACCAGCCAGCCAAAACGCCCCCUCUCAGAACCCGACGCCUUGCCGUCACCGUUUUCGACCCACGCCGGCGGCUGUAGCGGCGGCGCGUCCCACGAAUAAUUCACCACCGUCGGGCCCGCCACCGGCCAGCCCUCCGCCUGUGCCACCGCCUCCCGCCAGGCGCGUUCCUGCGCCUCGAGCUCCUCCG